Messenger RNA from Caenorhabditis angaria, 3654 nucleotides. Lineage: Eukaryota; Metazoa; Nematoda; Chromadorea; Rhabditida; Rhabditidae. The record is from the annotation of a GenBank genome assembly.
AUGAGUUUAAUUGAUGCCAUCGAUCAACAAAAUGAAGCGGAAGUUUUGAAAAUUUUAGAAGAACAUCCGGUAAGUCCAUAUCAGUUAUCAAAAAAAAAUUAUAAAUUUAUUUUUCAACAAUUAUCAGGGAGAAGUUUCAAUACGAGAUGAUGAAGGAAAUACAUAUUUGAAUUAUGCAGCCGAAAAAAGUAGUUUGGAAAUUUUCAAAAAAUUGUACGAACUUGAUACAACAGUUCUAGAUGAUCCAAAUAAAAAAGGGUAUGAACAAAUUACAUUUGAAAUAAUUUUAAAUUUAAAAAUUUAUAGAGUGACUCCAUUGAUAAACUCGAUUAUGUCAGGAAAUUUGAAUAUUUCCAAAUUUUUGGCAGAAAAUGGUGCAAAUGUUCAUCAACUUGAUAAUGACGGACAUAAUUUGAUACAUUGGGCAACUGUUUGUGGACAAAUUGAAUCUUUAAAAUGGGCGAUUGAUAAAAAAGUUGAUAUUAAUUUGAAGGAUUAUACGGUUAGUAUACCACAACAUGUCAGUCCAAUGAAAGUUGGCAAUCGGUGAGAGUGAAGAAUACUUAGAGAAAAAUUGUGAGACUGAAAAUCCAUAAUUUUUUAAAUUUCGUUUGGCGAGCAUAUUUUGUUUCGAAAAAAUUGUUAUUCGCUUGGCAAAAUGAAAAAAAACCAAGCCUCAAAAAUCCUAGACUCGCAAAUUCAACUCGCUGUAGAUCACGCGCGAUUUCAAUAUCUUUUCGUCUCGUUCACUCUCAUGAUGAGAGAGUCUCAUCGAUUGUUUUUUGACAUGUUGUAUCCAUAUGUUUAAUCUAAUUUCCGAAAUAAAUAAUACUUUUUAGCAAGAAGGAUGUGCAGUUCAUUAUGCUACAGUAAUGGAUGAUAUUUCUCCAGAAGUUUCACAAGCAAUUCUUCUUAUUUUAUUAAGACAUGGUGCAAUGCCAAAUUCAAAAGAUGUUGAUAAUCGAACUCCAAUUUUAUGGUGUGCAAGUAAUGGAAAUGUGGAUGCUAUUGAAGUUCUAGCAAGUUCAGGAGGUGAUCUUCUUAUAAAAGAUCGAGAUAGUCUUGGUGUUUUACAUUGUGCUGCUUCACAUGGAUAUCAUGAGAUAAUUGAUGUUGUAAUGAAUCGAAUUCCAAGAACAAUGGUAGAUGAUCAAGAUUCUGCUGGACAUACAGCUCUUGUUUAUGCAGUUACCUAUGGACAUUAUGAAUCUGCAUUGAAAUUAUUACAAUAUGGCGCUGAUCCAAAUCAUCAAGAUCAAAGAUUACGAACUGCGGCACACAGUGCAGCUGCAAAAGGACAAAUGAGAAUGUUGAAAUUAUUGAGACAAUAUAAUGCUUCAUUUGAUAUUCAAAAUUAUCGAGGUGAUAUGCCUUUUCAUGAAGCUGUUCAAUCAGGAAGUAAAGAUGUUGUUGAAUGGUUGCUUGCGAUGGAUUCAAGUGUUUUGGAUGCACCAAAUCAUAAUGGUCGAACUGGUUUACAUUUAGCUGCCGCCGCUGGAAAUCUUGAACUUGUCAUUUUACUAUGCAGCAAGAAAUGUUUUGUUGAUCCUUUGAUUAGUAUCGAGGUAAGUACCUAUAUUUUCAAAGUUGUUUUUUUUCUAUAAUUUUAAUUUCAGAAAAACGUGUAUACCCCUCUUGAUUUGGCCAAGGAACAAAAUCAUGAACUUGUUGUUGAUUAUCUCACAAAAAUGUUUUCGGCGAAAUCUAGCGCUGAAUUCUCACCGGAAUAUAUUCAAAAAUGGAAAGUGUCUUUUGAAGAAAUGGUAGCGAAAGGUAGAUAAUUCAAAAAAAAAAUGAAAUUUUAUAAAUUAACACUUUAUUUUCAGCAAAAUUAGAGAGAGAUCAGAGAAUCAAGGAAGCUAAAAAUAAACCAAGACGACCUUCGACAUCAAAUGGAAUUAUUGAAAAAGUUGAGAAGAAAAAAGAAGAUGUUGGUGUCAAUACAUCAGUAAGUCAAUUGUAUCAUCUGAAAAAUAUAGGGACUACUGUAGAUUUUUAAAUUACUUACCUUGUCUUUUCUUGCGUCCAUAAUAUCCAUAAUAUCUCAUAUUUCUUCGACUGAAACCAAGUCGACCAUAAAAGCGACUGAAACUAUCAUCCAAUUCAGCGCAAGCGAAAAUGAAAAUGCACAAAAUUAAGAAUCUGAAUUAUACGAUAUUACUGUGAUAUUUUAAAACUGAAAACUCACAGAUUGAGAAAAAUCAUUGUCGAAAAAUGGAUAAUUGAGAGAAAAAAUACGAAAACAAGAAAUUAGUAAAGGAAGUUUGGGCGGAACUUUUACUAGCAAAAAAGAUUGAAUGACAAAAACAAGAAAAAAACUGCAAAUUUUGCAGAAUCGAACAAGUCGAUCAGCUGGAGUAUCAAAAUCAACAUCUGUUACAAAUCUUGAACCAGAAGAAACAAUGCAAAAAGUUCAAAUUGAAACAAUUCAAAGUGCUCCAUCUCCACAAGAAAGUGACGAAGAAUCAGAUGGAGAAAAAGAUCCAAAUUUGGACAUUGAAGAAGAAUUUGAGAAUUUGCCACCACUUUCAGAUGAUAGUCCAUUAUUAUCAGCUGCUACUUCAAUUGAUGAAAGUGAUCCAGAAUAUUUGGAUGAAAAAAUGAGGGAAAAAUUGGAUAUUCCGGUUGCUAAAACAAGUAUUAGUAAAUCAAAGAAAAAGAAAAAAGAAGUUCGAAUUGUGCCAGAUUCGACUGAUCAUUUGACGGAAAAUAAAAAAGAAGGUGAGGCCUGAAAUUGUGUGAACUUGACUUGAUUAAAAAAAAAAUAUUUUUAAGAACCAAACAUCAUCUGGAAAAGUAGUAAUGAGAGUUCGACGAGAACCUGAAAUUGGAAAUGAUGGAGGAGAUGUUGAUAUUUAUGAAGAAACUGAAGACGACCCGAAUUUAUCAUCAAAAUCACCGGCUUUGGCAACAAGUAAAUAUAUUCAUGAAAGAGCCAUUUUCCAAGAAUUGACUCAUUUGAAACGAAUGCAAAUACAGUAUGGAAAAGUGAGUAAAUUUUUGGGGAACUUCAGGGUUUUCAAAAAAUUCGGACCUUUUUCUAGAGUUCCAGAGAAUUUUUUGCAGUUAUAAUAUUUCAAGAGUGCUCUCUCAUUUAAAAUUAACUUGUCUAUUCCCUAACAAGAUUUAUGUGGCCAGCCCUAAUUUAAAAAAUUCCCUACCAACUUCAUUCGAAUUGCUUUUAACUCAAAUAUUUAGGUUCAGGAACGAAUACUUGUUCGAUCGCUUGUCUCCAACUUUUGUAAAAUGCACAAUUUGGACGUGAAAAAUUUCAAAUUCCAAACUUUCUACGCCUGGGAAAAGUUUUUAUAUGACGCGUUAUCAGAACAACUAAAAAUAAUAUAUUUGGAAGAAAGAGAAAGAUUGGCCGAAACUAAUAUGGAUUCGAAAUAUGGGGCCAAUGUGAAACUGAGCAAAUUUGGUGAGCAAUAUAUUUCAGCUCAUUCGGAAAUUUAAAAAAAUUCAGAUAGUCGAGUUCGUCAAAGUCUUCCAAAUAAUGAUAAAAUUCGUGAUAUGCAACGUAUUUAUUCGAAUUCAACAAUUAGCACAAAAUCUUCAACAUAUCGUAAAAAACUUCAUAAAAAUCAGCAACAACAAAAUCAACCAGAUUCUUCAAAAAGAUGUGAUUGUUUUCAGCGUCAUAUUUUAUUAUGA